GAACAUUUUUUGCAUUUCCUUUUAUUGGUAUGAAAUUUAUGAAAGGGACGUAGUUGAAAUACAAAGAUGGAGCUAAACUAAUCUUAAGACAAUAAUCAGUGCUUUCCUGUAAGGAGAAGAAAAGCAGUACCUUCAUAUUUUUAGAAUCGCAGUCAACUUGUUUUCAAAAAAAAAAAAAAAAAAAAAAAAAGAAAGAAAAAUCCUCAUUAUGAAGAAUCCUGUACUUUCCUGCGGCUUUGUUGUACAAGAAGAACUUGUGCCUUUAGAUUUGUGUGAAUCGAAAAACUUGCACCAAUUGCCUUUGUAGUUGAUUUAAAGAAUUUUGUGAAAACAAAGAAUAAGAGCAGAUUCCAAGUUGAUUCUGUAUCUGUUGUGUAUUGGGAAUAUUAUGACGAAGACCGGCAGAUAUUUGAGGAAGAAAUAUUUAUAAAAUACGAAAGAUAGAUAUUUCUAGAAUGAAUCAAAUUAGUUAGAAUUCAAAAAUAUUUAAAACUAUGGCGGGGCAUGUGCCGUUGUGCAGACAUUGAAGAAGCAAAAAGAAUUUUUAACAAGAUUUAUGCAGCACUUGAAAAUUCCGUUGCUUUUUCUCAUCUUCGAUUUGAUAGAAACAGUAUGCUUGUCUGUUGAGAUGAUCCUCUUUGUUUACAAUAUGGAUGGUGUGAGAAACUUGUCUUUCUUAAAAUUUUUAUUACUAAUGAGGAAAACACAAAAUAUUUUUCAGAGUUUAAGGUCAAAUUCUUGGGAUAUCAUCACUGAAACAAACUUAAUAAGCCAGUUUUUUAAUAAUGAACAGUAUGCAUCAAUACCAACAUUAUUAAGAUAUGGACUGCAAUGGAAAAUUUGCGAAAGCGUGUAUGAUGAGUAUUGUAAAGCCAUGAAAUUUACAUGGGCUGCGGACGUACAUGGCAGCAGUUAUGAAGUAUCGACUGAUAGAAACAAGCAUCGGAUGUUCUUAAUUCUUCAGGCAUAUUUCAUCAUUAAUAAGGAAAUAGAAACUCCGCACAAAAUGAAAGCUCUUGCUUUUCUGUGGCGAUCCUUACCAGAUGCUGUAAUUAGCAGAGAUGAAAUGAUCACUUCUUUGAAAAAAUUUACGAAUUUAAACGAGGGAUCAUUUCAAAUUUGCAGAACUUCUAUUUGGUGGGAAACUGACCAUCCCCCUGAACCUAGGUCGUUAAAGCAUUUGUCUAGGUGCUCAAUAAGGCAAGCACUGAUCAACAACAACAGCAAAUUGCCUUAUGAUAUCUUAAUCCUAGGUUUGACUUGUUCUUUAAUAUCGUAUAUUAAUUUAGAGGAAUGAAAAAGAAAAUGCCACAAAAGAAUCCCCUCCCCCCCCAAAAAAGUGUAUUAUUUUUCUUUCUUGGCAAUAGUUCUUUACUGGUUAAUUUAAACUGUAGCAGAAUUUUUUUAAAACUUUUUUUUUAAUCUUGAGUAUUGAUUUGCAUGAAACAAUGAAAUGAUAUUUUCUAACUCAAUUUUUAAUCAUUAUAUCUGUUAAUUUUAAUUAUUAUG
Molecule: messenger RNA, 1509 nt
Organism: Argiope bruennichi
Lineage: Eukaryota; Metazoa; Arthropoda; Arachnida; Araneae; Araneidae
Exons: 3
Coding region: 557-1297 (246 amino acids)
Source: RefSeq, a predicted model, not a curated record